Molecule: messenger RNA, 3492 nt
Organism: Hipposideros armiger (great roundleaf bat)
Lineage: Eukaryota; Metazoa; Chordata; Mammalia; Chiroptera; Hipposideridae
Gene: CDH18
Product: cadherin 18
Exons: 7
Coding region: 96-1562 (488 amino acids)
Biological process (GO): calcium-dependent cell-cell adhesion; homophilic cell-cell adhesion; cell-cell junction assembly
Cellular component (GO): plasma membrane; adherens junction; catenin complex
Molecular function (GO): calcium ion binding; beta-catenin binding; cadherin binding
Source: RefSeq, a predicted model, not a curated record
AGCACUAUCAGCUGUAUGUUCCUGAGUCAGCUCAAGUUGGUUCAGCUGUAGGGAAAAUCAAGGCAAACGAUGCGGACACUGGUUCAAAUGCUGACAUGACCUACUCCAUCAUUAACGGUGAUGGUGUUGGGAUAUUCUCCAUCUCCACCGACAAGGAGACCAGAGAAGGGAUCCUUUCCUUAAAGAAGCCACUGAACUAUGAGAAAAAGAAGUCCUACACCCUCAACAUAGAAGGAGCAAAUACACAUCUUGAUUUCCGCUUUUCUCACUUGGGUCCUUUUAAAGAUGCCACCAUGCUGAAGAUCAUUGUUGGAGAUGUAGAUGAACCACCACUCUUUUCCAUGCCUUCCUACAUCAUGGAAGUCUAUGAAAAUGCCAAAAUUGGAACUGUUGUUGGGACAGUUUUGGCACAAGACCCCGACAGUGCUAACAGCUUAGUAAGAUAUUUCAUUGACUACAGUGCUGAAGAUGACAGAUUUUUCAAUAUCGAUGCCAAUACUGGAACUAUUAAGACUACACAGGUUCUUGACAGAGAAGAAACGCCAUGGCACAACAUCACAGUCGCUGCUUCAGAAAAUGACAACCCUGGUUUGCGGAGCCAUGUCACAGUGGGCAUUAGAGUUCUGGAUGUCAAUGACAAUCCACCCCAACUUGCCAGGGAAUAUGAUAUUGUUGUCUGUGAAAGUUCUAAGCCUGGCCAGGUUAUUCAUACCAUCAGUGCCACUGACAAAGAUGAUUUUGCCAAUGGACCAAGGUUUAACUUCUUUCUUGAUGAACACCUGUCUAUAAAUCCAAACUUCACCCUGAAGGACAAUGAAGAUAACACAGCCAGCAUUCUGACAAGGCGGAGGAGAUUUAGUCGAACUGUUCAGGAUGUGUAUUAUCUCCCCAUUAUGAUCUCUGAUGGUGGAAUCCCCUCUCUCACCAGCAGCAGCACCCUCACCAUCAGGGUUUGUGCAUGCGACAGAGAUGGGCGCGUGCGGACCUGCCAUGCGGAAGCCUUCCUGUCCUCGGCUGGUUUGAGUACAGGAGCCUUAAUCGCUAUCCUCCUGUGUGUUGUCAUCCUCCUAGCGAUUGUAGUACUUUUCAUCACCUUGAGACGCAGCAAAAAAGAGCCGCUGAUCAUUUCAGAGGAGGAUGUGCGGGAGAAUGUGGUCACCUACGACGACGAAGGCGGCGGGGAGGAAGACACGGAGGCGUUUGACAUCACAGCUCUGAGGAAUCCAUCUGCUGCUGAGGAACUCAAGUACCGGAGAGAUAUCAGACCUGAAGUGAAACUCACCCCCAGACACCAGACGUUGUCCACCCUGGAAAGUAUAGAUGUUCAGGAAUUUAUUAAACAAAGACUGGCCGAAGCAGACCUAGACCCCAGCGUCCCUCCGUAUGACUCUCUCCAGACGUACGCCUAUGAGGGUCAGAGAUCAGAAGCUGGGUCCAUCAGCUCGCUGGACUCAGCCACAACACAAUCUGACCAGGAUUAUCACUACCUGGGAGACUGGGGGCCGGAGUUUAAAAAGUUAGCUGAACUCUAUGGAGAAAUAGAAUCUGAAAGAACAACUUAGGGAGUGGAUUCUGGAAACACUGUAGAAUUUGCUUCCUGAGCAAGUGGAGAUAUAACCUCAGCCAUGAAUGACAAGGAAGAAGCUGGAAACAGUACUUGGAACUGAGCAAGGUGUACACAGCCACUGUAGAAACAAGUGCCCUUUUCAUGAUCGAAACUGGGUUAUUUAAUUGGAAGAAAGUCAAAUAAAAACAAAAAAAAACAAAAAACAAACCCACCCACCUGCAAAGAAAAAGCUAUUGUUCCUUGUGUAUAUUUUCAAUUGCUCAAUAAAGUCUGUGGUACUGUUUAAUUAAGAAUACCUGAAUUAAGCCAAACAAUGAUAUUUGUUUCAAUAGUUUGUGAUUUUUUUUUCACAAGCAAAACUAAAUAGAAAGAUUCAAAAUCACAUAUGACUCUGAUUUCUAGGGGUGGUACGCUGCAGAUGGAAACUUGCGAAGGUAAUCAUGACCUCUUUUUCCAUGUUUCUGGGUAGACUCUUGAGACCCACACUCUUAUUGUGACAGCUCUCAUUAGCUUUGCCUUGUGUUUAAGUGACAUGAGGUAUAGCCAAUAGACUAGGCCACUCUGUCACAGACUCGUAGGUACCACUUUCCUUUGCCCUCCCCACUAUUUUUCUCCAUACAAAACUGAUGGAGCUUGGGGGUUUGCUGCUUGCACUACAAUGUAUGCAACUUCUGUGCAGUAACCAUGCACUGCUCCAAAGCACAGGGACCACUGUCUCUGUCCCGCCUGCUCCCCGGAAAACCCCCUUUAUUUUAAUGACUUCAAUCAAUGAUUUAAAGGUAUACUCCAGUAAUCUGAUCUGUCAGGGAAAGAUUUAACCUAAAAAAUAGCUGCAAACUUCAUCCUGUACAAGAUAUUGGGGAAUUCUUUUUUUUCUUUUUCCCCAGUGGCUUUAAGUAUGUUUAAAUCAUCAGGUUUGAUCAUUCCUAUAACUAAAAUUACUUGUCAAAAAUUUUCUGAUUGGCUUAUACUUCAAUUUCCUUAUUUAUGACAUGACAGUCAUCGAAAAUAUGAACCUCACAAGAUAAGAAUGUAGUAUGAAAAGAGUAUCCUCCAAAUCUACACAAACUUCCUAGACUUAUGAUUGACUUACUUUUUUAUUCCAUACACAGGUUCAGACUUUCCCCAUCAAAUGGACUGAUCAGCUCUUAUUUGCUUGGAAUAUACAGAAAAAUGUGUAGGACUAGAAGCAACAAAAUAGGAGAUUCACACUUACUAUUGUUGGACACAUCCCCAAAGUCCCUGAGCUUCAGGGUUCCAAACUAUAAAAUAGAAAUGGCAGACUCCCCUGCCUACCUCACCGGCUUGUGUGAGGAUCAGUAAACAUCUGUAAAAAUGCUUUGCUAACUGUAAAGGCUUGCAGAUACCAUCUACUUUUCUAAUUCCAUUAGCUUAUAAAUAUAUAUUUACAUACAUUCUGAAUAAAAUAUCAUGGGAUGAUUUCAUAAAACUUUCAACAGUGAAGCAACUGCUAGCUAACUACACGUCCUAUACGCAAGUUUAGUUAUUUUAAUAUUUUCCUAAAUAAGCAAAUUUUCUUAGAACUUCGUAGAGUUAUUCCCCCAAAUUGUUUCAAUAAUCUUUUGCUGUUGUUGCUAUUGGUCUUGAAAUAAGAAUUCAUAGCAUUCAUGGUCCUGUUCUCGAAAAAUAACUACAUUCAUGUAUUAAUUAAAAUCCACAGUUAAGAAUUAUUUAAGGGGGAGUUUUGCCUUUGCUCUUUAAAUUUAUCAUAAGCUAGUGUCCUCAAAAAUUAUAUGACUUUUUCUGUCUGAUUCUACUUAUGUGCAAAUUUUUGAAUUUUUGCCUGUGUUUGCAACUGCCCCAAAUACUUCCAUUUUGAGGUAUGGGAAGUAAGUUUAAUUUGAAUAAUUCUCCAUUUGUGUUUUAAGCCUGAGGAAUAAAAUGUAAUUUAAUUUUUUACAACA